This is a messenger RNA of Pelodiscus sinensis (Chinese soft-shelled turtle), 2021 nucleotides long. RefSeq names its product TNFRSF1A associated via death domain (gene TRADD). Gene Ontology annotation, biological process: extrinsic apoptotic signaling pathway; positive regulation of canonical NF-kappaB signal transduction. Gene Ontology annotation, molecular function: transmembrane receptor protein tyrosine kinase adaptor activity. The record is from RefSeq and is a predicted model, not a curated record. Lineage: Eukaryota; Metazoa; Chordata; Testudines; Trionychidae. Gene Ontology annotation, cellular component: tumor necrosis factor receptor superfamily complex.
UCACAUAGGAGUGCCCUUUAGAGCAAAGAGAAAAUUGACAACCCUAAACCCACUUGAUUGGUCUAUCCAGUCAUCUGAUAGCUGCAGACAAAUUCUUUAGCACUCAGUUACGGGCCUCCUAUUGCUAUCCCAGGCACAUAGGACUGACAAGUGCUCUGGCCAAUAAUAUUGAUUCCUAAACCUGAAGGGGAAGUACAAUCCCCGUAUGCAGGAAAAUAUCCUUUCUGAGACAUACAGCUUUAAUCUGACCCUUAGUAACAUACUGUCAUGCAAGAUUUAACCCGUCUCUGUCCUAAAUUCCUUAAAAUCCUUGCUACUCCUGGUUAGGAUUACAGCACAGCUAAACUGGGGGUCUGGUUUCUUGCCUUCAGCUGCCUUUCAGGAUACCUCUGUCAUUACAGCCACAUGACCAGGAGGAGUUUUUAGUGACUCUCCCUCCUGCUAUGCAAAGAGGCGGAAGUGAAAGGCAUCUGAAAGCGUGAGAAGGGGGUGUCUGGACAAGGUGCUGAAGAUGGCAGGCAGCUCUGAGCUCUGGAUUGGAAGCGCUUAUCUAUUUCUUCAGUCGACAUCUGAGAAGAUUGUCCUGCCCUCUCUUUAUGGAAGCUCCCAACAGAAAUCUAGCAUCUUCAAGGCACUCAAGCUGGCUUUUGCAGAUUCCACAGGCAGCCUGGACGGUGUCGACAUGCUCAAAGUGCACUGCAGUGAGCCGCACCUGAUUAUUCAGCUUAAAUUCUGCGUGCGAGAAAACUGCCGCAAAUUCCUUCGGAGCUACCGGGCUGGGUUGUUCCGCGAGUCUCUCCAGAACCAUCUCCGAGUCACCCUGUCAGUGACAGCUGUAUCUGUUGAAGUGGAGCUGAAAACUGGCAGUGAGCAGUUGGAUCACAUGCUGAAUGAGGAGGAGCGCUGUUUGGACUAUAUCUACAAAGAAAAGCCUGACCGCCUGAGGGACGAGGAAAUUGCAGAGCUGGAGGAAUCUUUCAGAAGCCUGACUUGUCAACAGAAGAGCAACAACACAAAUGAGUACAACUCUUUAAACUCCUCAUCUCUGCAUUACUGUUCUGGAGGGAGCACUCUGCCAGCAGGAGCCACCUUCAUCUUUCAGGAACAACAAUUUGUCAACAGAACACUCACCCCAGAUGACCAUCAAAAGUUUGCCAAGCUUGUGUCGAAGAAAUGGAAGCAGGUGGGGAGGUCUUUGCAGAAGAGCUGCCGUGCCCUUCGUGAUCCUGUUAUUGACAACUUGGCCCACGAAUAUGACCGAGAGGGAUUGUAUGAGCAAGCGUACCAGCUCCUUCUCAGGUUUAUCCAGUCAGAGGGCAAGAGAGCUACAUUACAGAGGCUGAUUGCAGCCCUGGCAGAAAACAGUCUCAUAUCCAUAGCAGAAGACCUCUUGGGCCUCCACCAUAGUGAGAACAACACAUCAUAGACAAGGAAGGGAGAAGCCAGGAAUUUGCUUGUUUCAGACAGUUUCCAAGGCUGUUGUCAAUGUCCCAGGAAUGUAAAGCUCAGUCAACCACCAUGAUAUCUACUCCACUGAGAAUGCUAAAGAAAAGCCACAGUGCUGUUACCAAGUCAGCAUGUGUACUGAAUUACUGCAGGAUUGACACACUUCAUUGUACACCAUUGCCAGGAGACAAUCAAUGCUGUUAUAGGCUGGGGAGCAUGGCUUCCCAUUGGCUCCCAGUAAGUAUCCUUCUGAGGAGACAUGUUGCAAUGCACCUAACAGUGCUACAUCCCAAGCCUAAAGAUCAUGCCAACAUGGUGUAUGUCAAAGAGCAACUGCGGGCCUAGAGAGUCUUUUGGAAAGCAUUCUACCAUUGCUUAGAAAUAAUUAUGCUAAUUGAAUAUAGUACAAACUUGGAGGGGUCCCCCCCUUCAUUUUUUACAAAUAAGGACAUUUCAUGACAACAGUAACUCCCCACCCAGCCUACUGAAAGCUUAUCUGCUCUUUCCUUUCUCACCCUACCAGAAGCCAUACUCCUUACUCUGAUAAAGUCUCCAAGCAAGCCAUGAGGUCCAUU